Molecule: messenger RNA, 3878 nt
Organism: Limulus polyphemus (Atlantic horseshoe crab)
Lineage: Eukaryota; Metazoa; Arthropoda; Merostomata; Xiphosura; Limulidae
Product: ras suppressor protein 1-like
Exons: 9
Coding region: 80-964 (294 amino acids)
Molecular function (GO): protein binding
Source: RefSeq, a predicted model, not a curated record
GGACGCAGUCAGAAGUCAGUGCUGGCCAUCUAGUGGUAGCUUGUUUACUUUAGCAGACGGAAGUACUUUCUCUUAUGCUAUGGAAAAACCAGGAAACAACCCUCAUCAAACUUCCUGUACUGACAUCUUCGACUUCAAUAAGAUGUCGAAGGUGAAAAAAGUGUUAGAAGAUGCGAAAGAAAACAAUAUCCCUGAAAUCGACCUGGUUGACAAGGGCGUCGCUUCUUUUGAGGACAUGCCUGGAUUGUGGACCAUGUACAACAUAACAAGACUGACAUUGAGUCACAAUAAAAUAAGCAGUGUUCCUCCAAGCAUAGCUAACCUUGUCAACCUAGAAGUUCUCACACUCUUCAACAACCAUAUUGAGGAACUGCCAACUUCAAUUUCAUCCCUACCAAAAUUAAAAAUUCUUAACCUUGGGAUGAACAGACUGUACUCACUUCCUCGAGGGUUUGGUGCUUUUCCCCAACUUGAAGUUCUUGAUCUAACUUAUAAUAACUUAAAUGAAAAAACUCUACCAGGCAACUUCUUUAUGUUAGAAACGCUUCGAGCACUUUAUUUUGGUGACAAUGAUUUUGAGAGAAUUCCAGCAGAAAUUGGUAACUUGAAGAACUUGCAGAUUUUAUGUUUUAGAGAAAAUGAGUUGAUAAGUUUGCCAAAAGAAAUUGGUCAGUUAACACGCUUGCGAGAGCUACAUAUACAAGGAAAUGCUCUUACUCUUCUUCCUCCUGAGAUGGGGAAUCUUGACUUGAUUAGUCAACGAUGCGUUGUCAGAAUGGACAACAACGAAUGGCUUCCACCAAUAGCAGACCAACUGGCAAUAGGAGUGUCUCAUGUAAUAGAAUUCAUCCGCACAGAAACUUAUAAGUUUAUUUAUGAUCGGAAUGCUCAACAAGGAAACACUGCACCCCUAAAGACUAAGGAUAAAAGUAAAAAGAUCAGCCGCAAAAGGGAUCAUAAUUGAUUUUCUCAUUUUCUUGUGGAACAAUACUGUGUUGAUAAUUCCUAUGUUUAACAUUUAAGUAUACAGAAAAAAUAUCUCAACCAUAUAAUUUAUUUAAUAUGUAACCUGUGCGUCAAGUUUUUUGGUCUGUUUUAAAUCUUCUUUAAAAAAUGUUCACCUAAAAAAUAUAUAGGUGCAUCCAUGUGUUAAAUAGUUUUUUUGAGUUUAUUUGUAAUUAAAAUACUCUUUGUUUAAGAUGGUAACUAGUAAUAUGUCAUUAAUUUGAAAGAAAAGAUUUGGCUACGAUACCAUGUACUUUAAAUGUACAGUACGCAUAUGAGAAUUUAUUGGUAUACUCUGAUUUCCAAAGCAUACACAUGUUGAUCUGAAAAUGAGAAAUACUGGACUUUAUAAAUAUUACUAUGUGUAUGUAGAAUUAAUAAGUGCCACAAACAUUGUAUUUACAAUUUUAUACUUGUUCUUUAACUUGGCUAAAGUAUAGUAUAUUUUUAGACACUCGUUCUGUAAUAUUGUUAAAGUUUGAACCUUACUGAUAACGUGUAUAACAGAUGGUUUUUUAUAGUUCACACUGUUAAUGGCAAAAUAUGACAUCUUGGUGUUCGUUAAAGGUGAUAUUAUUUACAACCUGUCACUCUUUGUCCAGUCGUCUUGAAAUUUUACUGGUUAAACAUUUCUAUAAAGAAAACAUAACAGUAAAAUCACCUUUACUUUUCUCCACAUUUCUUUUAAUGGAAACUUGAGCUGGAAGUUGUGGAUGCUGUUUUAAUUUCUCCACCAGGUGUUGUGCAAUAUAUUUGAAUUUCAGUUUUUAGUGUCUGUGGUUUAGCUGCUGUCUUUUUCUUUAGUCAAAGCUAUUUUUGUAUAGCCUGUAAGAUACUAAAGUAAGAAAAAACACAAGUAAUACAGUAAAGAAGCUUUGUGUAUCUCAUUUCUAGAAAAUAGGAGGAAAUCUGAAUUCAUGUUAUAAAGUGGGUUUUACCUCUUUCAAAACAAACCUUGCUAACAAGCUUUGAACCAUCAUGAUCAGGUCAAAACCAGAGUGAAUGACUGCCUUAUGAAAGGGUUGAAAGCAUAUCAGAGCUUUUCAUUAGGGGCAAAAACCCCAUUAUAUCCAAUGUCAAUACUAGUUAUAAGCUGUAUCUGUGUUUGGAUAGGAAACGAGGGAAUCCUUAAUAGCUGCAGCUGUAAUUAGACCUCUAAUCGAUCAAGAGUUGGAGCUAUGAGCUAAAAGUUUGUACUUGAAAAACAACUCUGAACCAUUCUAUGAGCCGCUAUGCCAUGGCAAAAAAAAGAUAUUUGUUUAAUAAGAUUUUUUUUCCUUAAAUGUUUAUUGGUUAUAUUGGUUAUAUCCCAGUAAGGAAAAAAUAAUAAUUUGUCAAUUUGAUUUAUAUAUAUAUAAAAUUAGAACUAAAUUGUAACUUGUGGUCUUCUCUGCAAGUUUUUGACUCUUCAUUAUGCAGUAUUAACGGUAACUCUGUAGAUGUAAGUCUUGACUGAUGUUUUAAACAAUUUAUGACAUCUAUUAUGUUGGUUCUCAGGGUUAUUUGUAACAUUUCUCAAUAUUAGAAAUUUCAUUACAAUUUUUUUCUACAACUUGUUCUUUUAUAAUUGAAAGAUGAAGUAUAAGACUUCCUUUUUUUUCAGCUUGUUUUUUGUACUAGCUAAGUUUUAAAAGUGACACCUGGUGGGUACCUUCCUGGCUUGCUCAUGCUUAUACACAACGAACCUUGUUGGAUAUUUAAGAAUUAUUGGUUUUAAGAAAUUAUUUUUUUUUGUAUAACAUAAAUGUAUUUUUUACCUUCCUCUAUGGAUUUUCAUUAUAAUUUGUUGUUUACAAAAUGUGAAACUCAUUUAAAUUAUUAGAAUUGUUAAGGUGUAUGAAAAAUUUAAUUUACCUUGUUACAAACUUGCAAAUAACUGUGAAAAGUAAUUUUUUCUAAAUGUUUCCAAAACUCGUUUGAGAAACAUUGUGUGUAUUCAUUUUCAAAAAAGAUAAAUAUUGAUGUUAAUUAAAUUACAUAUGGUUGAUGUCAAACAUUUUCUUUUAUUUCUAUUUGAAACGGACACAAAAUGUUAACUUCCUGUAUGUGUCUAUUUUAAUAUAAUAUUUUAAAAUUUUUAAUUUUGUCAUGUGGUUUCUCAUAAUCAUUUCUGGUAUUGUCUUUUACUUACAUGUAGUGUCUGUUUUGUUCUCAAUUUUUUAAUGUGAUGCAUUUAUUGCAGUGUUGUUUUUCGUGUUUAUAGGAUGUAUUUACCAAUUGUAGCCCCUUGCAUGUAGAUUGAGUUGUGAGCCUCAUUUGUUCUAUAAAACAAUGAGAGAGAGAGAGAAAAAAGGACAAAUACAAAAAGUGCAAUAUAUCUUACAUCACUUUUACCAUUGAAAAGUGUUCCCAAGUGGGACAGUGAUAAGUUUACAGACUUACAAUGCCAAAAUCUGAGGUUUGAUUCCUUGCAGUGGACACAGCAGACAGUCCAAUGUGGCUUUGUUCUAAUAAAAACAAACGAACAAGCAUUGUAAAGUAAACUUGUGUUUACAGCUCUUUAAAAAUUUACAGUGAGGUGGACUUUUGGAGUACAUCAGUUUACAUGAAAUAAGGGUUGACUAUUUUUCAAAUUACACUUAUUUAUGUGCAUUUAAAUUUUUUGUAACCCUAAUUUUGUGACAUAACUAGUAUUAACUGUUUAAGUUUUUGUGUUCCUUAUACCCUUUGAUUCCAAUAGCUUCAUGAGAAAGAUACCAACUCUCUACAUAUGCAUAUAUAUAUUGAUUUAUCAGUUUUAGAUAACCCAUUACUACAGCUUCUUGAUAAAAUGUAGUUAAUAUUGUUAACUCUUUAUAUACAUAUUUUUGAGUGUAUGAGUUUCUGAUACAAUUUUAUUACUAUAGCUUUUGAAUAAAAUGUAAUUUUUUAUA